Messenger RNA from Lepus europaeus (European hare), 2110 nucleotides. It is a transcript of the gene NDRG2, whose product is annotated as NDRG family member 2. Gene Ontology annotation, cellular component: cytoplasm. Bases 169 to 1284 code for a protein of 371 amino acids. The transcript has 17 exons. Lineage: Eukaryota; Metazoa; Chordata; Mammalia; Lagomorpha; Leporidae. The record is from RefSeq and is a predicted model, not a curated record. Gene Ontology annotation, biological process: signal transduction.
CGGCGGGCGUACUGGGGCGUGCGCGGGAUUUGCACCCGGGGUCUAGGAGCCCCUCGCCGGCCACGCGAGGGGUCGGUCCCCAGGGGACCGGCGAGACCUCACGGUGAGGAGGCGUGAGAACCCGGACUGGCAGUCCCACUGCAUCCAGUGAAUAGGAGCCCAGCCACCAUGGCAGAGCUGCAGGAGGUGCAGAUCACCGAGGAGAAGCCCCUGUUGCCAGGACAGACACCCCAGGCGGCCAAGGAGGCUGAGUUAGCUGCCAGAAUCCUUCUGGACCAGGGACAGACUCACUCAGUGGAGACACCUUAUGGCUCUGUCACUUUUACUGUUUAUGGCACCCCCAAACCCAAACGCCCAGCGAUACUCACCUACCAUGAUGUGGGACUCAACUAUAAAUCUUGCUUCCAGCCACUGUUUCAGUUUGGGGACAUGCAGGAAAUCAUCCAGAACUUUGUGCGGGUUCAUGUGGAUGCUCCUGGAAUGGAAGAGGGGGCUCCUGUGUUCCCUUUGGGCUAUCAGUACCCGUCGCUGGACCAGCUUGCAGACAUGAUCCCUUGCAUCCUGCAGUACUUAAAUUUCUCUACAAUAAUUGGAGUUGGUGUUGGAGCGGGAGCCUACGUCCUGUCGCGAUAUGCUCUUAACCACCCGGACACGGUCGAAGGUCUUGUCCUCAUCAACAUUGAUCCCAAUGCCAAGGGCUGGAUGGAUUGGGCAGCCCACAAGCUAACAGGCCUCACCUCUUCCAUGUCGGAGAUGAUCCUUGGGCAUCUUUUCAGCCAGGAAGAGCUGUCUGGAAAUUCCGAGCUGAUACAAAAAUAUAGAAAUAUCAUUACAAAUGCACCCAAUCUGGACAACAUUGAACUGUAUUGGAACAGCUACAACAACCGCCGAGAUCUGAACUUCGAGCGUGGCGGUGACAUCACCCUCAAGUGCCCUGUGAUGCUGGUGGUGGGAGACCAAGCACCCCAUGAAGAUGCUGUGGUGGAAUGUAACUCAAAACUGGACCCUACCCAGACCUCGUUCCUGAAGAUGGCUGACUCUGGAGGUCAGCCCCAGCUGACUCAGCCAGGCAAACUGACCGAGGCCUUCAAAUACUUCCUGCAAGGCAUGGGCUACAUGGCCUCAUCCUGCAUGACUCGCCUGUCCCGGUCUCGCACAGCCUCUCUGACCAGCGCAGCGUCCAUUGAUGGCAGCCGGUCCCGCUCUCGCACCCUGUCCCAGAGCAGCGAGUCUGGCACUCUGCCUUCAGGGCCUCCAGGGCACACUAUGGAGGUCUCCUGUUGAGCGAUCCUUGUUGUCCUGGUGUGGGACCCAGCCCUCACCUCCCCCAGCACUAACCUGGGAGGUGCAUAAGGGCACUGGGCCAGAGCAAGCAAGGGAAAAUGGGCAGAUCAUGGGGGGAGACAACCUUGAUCUUUGAUUGCUACCCUAACCUUGACCUUUAACCUGUGAUUCCCCCCAGCUCCUGUGAGAGAUGUCCUAAUAUCUCUUAGGGACCCAGACCCCCAAAUUAUCCCCAUCUCCCAUUCUGGUGUUGUGAAGGAGAAGACGUGCGUCCUCUCUCCUUGGUCUAGGUGUCUGUAGAGGAGGGAUAAGAGGUGGUUGUAGUUGUCUGGAGCCUCCAAUCAGACUCUCCAUACUUAUCCCAUAUUUGCAAGGGCAGGAGACUUGGGGCGGGGACUCCAUUCACCAAAGCUGAUAUGGCUUCUUGUUAACUCUUUAGGCCUCUCUAGGGUGUGGGCCUGAAUGAAUGUGUGUCUGGGGAGGCUUGCUGAUGGGUUAGCGGCCCUCAGGAUGGGACAUAAACAUCUUAAGUGUAAAAAGAAAGUCAGAAUGGAAGGCAGUGGGCAGUGAACGAGAGUGGUGGAGGGAUUGGAGCUAGGGCAAUAGGAAGGGGCCUGGGGCCAUGUGGCUGCACUAACUUUGGUAGCUGUCAGCGUGCAUCUAGAGUGGGAUGGGGGAGGGAGCCAAGUGUGGGCUGGACUGCUUGGGGCUUGGCAUCGAGGUGGGAAGGGCUACCCUGGGGCUCUGACCAUAUGUGUUAUGUGUGGAGGGUGCCCUCCUGUCUCCCACAACUUCUGCUGUGACAAUAAACUAUAGAGGAAUCUCA